Molecule: messenger RNA, 1812 nt
Organism: Ctenopharyngodon idella (grass carp)
Lineage: Eukaryota; Metazoa; Chordata; Actinopteri; Cypriniformes; Xenocyprididae
Gene: faim2b
Product: Fas apoptotic inhibitory molecule 2b
Exons: 12
Coding region: 197-988 (263 amino acids)
Biological process (GO): negative regulation of apoptotic signaling pathway
Cellular component (GO): endoplasmic reticulum; membrane; Golgi apparatus
Source: RefSeq, a predicted model, not a curated record
UCCAGUACUGAGACGCUGCUAGAAUGAAGGGAGGGACUAACGGGAGCGUAAGACGGAUUAGCCUGAAUAGACACUAUAAAUCUCCACCGCAGAGACACACAUGAACCACAGACAGCUGACCGACAGAAACCUGCUCCGCUCUCUCUGACUGAGAGAACACACAUCACAACACUGCAGUGACAACUGAUCACAGAAAAUGACACAGAAAAAGGUUGCCCCGACGGUCCAAACCGUUGAAGGAAACAUGCCUCCAAGCUACGACGAGGCCAAUGCAGGAUGCCCUGGUUACUACUAUGGUGAAGGAGCUUUUUCCUGGGAUGAUACGUUCAUUAGACGAAUUUUUAUACGAAAGGUUUAUUCCAUUCUGAUGCUGCAGCUCUUUUCAACAGUCGCAGUCAUCGCCCUCUUCACAUUCCAUGCUCCAGUGAGGAUGUACAUUCAAACACAUCCUAUUUUAUACUCCAUAUCCAAUCUUCUGUUUCUGAUCACAUAUAUCUCAUUGGCUUGCUGUGGUGAUUUGAGGAGGCAGUUUCCAUGGAAUCUUAUUCUACUUUCAAUCUUUACUCUGAGCAUGGCUUGCAUGUUGGGUUUUAUCUCCAGUUUCUACAACACCAAGUCUGUGUUGCUGUGCAUCGGCAUCACUGCCACAGUGUGCCUGUGCGUCACCAUCUUCAGCUUUCAGAGCAAGAUUGACAUCACCUCAUACCAAGGUCUUCUCUUCAUUCUGUGUAUGGUCAUGUUUUUCUGUGCUAUUGUCAUGGGAUUGGUGGUUCCCUUUGGCUAUGUCCCCUGGUUACAUGCGGUCUAUGCCAGCGUUGGAGCUGUUGUAUUUACCAUGUUUCUAGCCUUUGAUACGCAGCUGCUGAUGGGGAACAAGCAAUAUACUCUGAGUCCUGAAGAAUAUAUCUUUGCAACUCUUAGUCUCUACCUGGAUGUUGUGUACUUGUUUACGUUCCUGCUGCAGUUGUUUGGUGAUGGUCGAGAAUGAGUCACGGUUGUGUAGUAAUAUUCUCCGUCCAAACUGUUCUGCAACCUCAAUGUAUGUGGCCUUUUAUGUAUUGGUAGGUUUAAGGAAAAUCAACGCUGUAAAAAUGUUUUCUUAGGUAAUUGCUUAUGGCAAAUGAUGUUACUCCUGUGUGUUAAUAUCAGUUUUCACUCAGCUAGUUGGUUCAGAGUUCAAAUGUUGAGUUUAUAUUAAGCUCUAUUAUUUUUAUACCAAUAAUCUAUUUAAUCAGUUUUUGUAUAAAUCUUAUGCGGUUGUUGCGUCAAAAAAACAGUUAAAAUGACUAUAAUUUGAAACCCUGUCAUAUAAACAUUUAUCACAAUCUGUCAUUGUGUAUUGCAUAUCUGUCAUUUUUCAUAAUGCAUUGUAUUUCUGUAACUUUCACAUAUAGGUUAUUCUGUAUUUCUGUAUAUUCAGAUAUCUAUUCAAUGUACUACAGCACUUCUGCUUACAUAUAAACCUAGUCUGUCUUCAUUAGGCACUUUAUAGUUUUUGUCGUCUAUAAAAAGUUUGUGAAAAUUUGUAACUGAUAGAUAGAUACUAAAUGGUGGCAUUAGUAAUGCAUGAAAUAUGAUUUAUUUUUGAGCUAAUCCCAACUUUCUUGAUUACAGUUUUUAAAGUAUAUUACUUAAAAAUAAAAGAAAAGGAAACCUCUACUCUACAAGAGUAAAAUGGCAAGUUACCUUGUUAGGUUGCUAAUGGGUAUGAGAAAGCUAGAAAUAAUAGAGAAAAGAAGAUUGAGCAUAAUGAAGAAUGUCAGUACACAUGUUUAAUAGCAAUGAAUUCACAGACUGAUGAUAAUGCUAAAG